GCUCCUGUCAGUUUGUCCUAAACUCUUGGCACUUGUGGUGGCUUGGGCUUCACACACUGUCAGACUCCUUCUUGGUGGCCUCCACGGCCUCACGUUCAGGUGUGAAGCUGGCUCCACAAGGGACACGGUGACAUGAGGGCCAGCCCACCGAUCCAUCUUCUGGCCAUUCCCUUCCUCUGCCUCCUCUCAAUGGUGUGUGCCCAGCUGUGCCCAACGCCCUGUGCCUGUCCUUGGACACCACCCCAAUGCCCACUGGGGGUACCCCUGGUGCUGGAUGGCUGUGGCUGCUGUCAAGUGUGUGCACGGAGGCUGGGGGAGUCCUGCGACCACCUGCACGUCUGCGACCCCAGCCAGGGCCUGGUUUGUCAGCCUGGGGCAGGCCCCGGUGGCCAUGGGAGCAUGUGCCGCUUGGAAGAGGAUGAUGGCAGCUGUGAGGUGAACGGCCGCAGGUACCUGGAUGGGGAGACCUUUAAACCCAACUGCAGGAUCUUGUGCCGCUGUGAUGAUGGUGGCUUCACCUGCCUGCCGCUGUGCAGGGAGGAUGUACGGCUGCCCAGCUGGGACUGCCCACGCCCCAGGAGAAUACAGGUGCCAGGAAGGUGCUGCCCCGAGUGGGUGUGUGGCCAGGGAGUGACACGGGCGAUCCAGCCUUCCACAGCCCAAGGAUACCCACUUUCUGCCCUUGUCACUCCUGCAUCUGCUGAUGUCCCCUGUCCAAACUGGAGCACAGCCUGGGGCCCCUGCUCAACCACCUGUGGGCUGGGCAUAGCCACUCGAGUGUCCAAUCAGAACCGAUUCUGCCAACUGGAGAUCCAGCGCCGCCUGUGUCUGCCCAGACCCUGCCUGGGAGCCAGGAGCCACAGCUCAUGGAACAGUGCCUUCUAG
Molecule: messenger RNA, 885 nt
Organism: Mastomys coucha (southern multimammate mouse)
Lineage: Eukaryota; Metazoa; Chordata; Mammalia; Rodentia; Muridae
Gene: Ccn5
Product: cellular communication network factor 5
Exons: 5
Coding region: 133-885 (250 amino acids)
Biological process (GO): signal transduction; cell adhesion
Cellular component (GO): extracellular region; extracellular matrix
Molecular function (GO): heparin binding; integrin binding
Source: RefSeq, a predicted model, not a curated record